This is a messenger RNA of Plasmodium falciparum 3D7, 891 nucleotides long. RefSeq names its product stevor. The record is from RefSeq and is a predicted model, not a curated record. NCBI's taxonomy places the organism in Eukaryota, Apicomplexa, Aconoidasida, Haemosporida, Plasmodiidae. The transcript has 2 exons. Bases 1 to 891 code for a protein of 296 amino acids.
AUGAAGAUGUAUUAUCUAAAAAUGUUAUUGUUUACCUUUUUAAUAAAUACAUUAAUAUUACCACAUUAUGAGAAUUAUCUAAAUAAUGAUUAUAAUGUAAGUUUCAUUCAAAACAACACCAAAAGAACAACGAUAAAAUCAAGACUCUUAGCACAAACCCAAAUCCAUAAUCCGCAUUAUCAUAAUGAUCCAGAACUCAAAGAAAUAAUUGAUAAAAUGAACGAGGAAGCAAUCAAAAAAUAUCAACAAACUCAUGAUCCAUAUGAACAAUUGAAAGAAGUAGUAGAAAAAAAUGGAACAAAAUAUUCAGGUGGUAAUGAUGCAGAACCUAUAUCAACGCUAGAAAAAGAAUUAUUGGAAACAUAUGAAGAAAUUUUUGGUAACGAAAGUGAUAUGUUGAAGUCGGGCAUGAGUCCAAAUGUUGAUGAAAAAUCUUCAACAUUUGAAUGUACUGAUAUUAAUGGAGUGAAGUUAGCAAAAACAAAAGGAAGAGAUAAGUAUUUAAAACACUUAAAAGGGAGAUGUACCCGUGGUAUAUAUUUUUGCUCACUUGGUAGUGUAAUCUUAACAUAUAUAGGUACGACCGCUGCAAAAGGUGCUGCUAUUUCUACCGCGGGUGCUGGGUCUAAGAACUGUAUAUACGCUAUAUCUAUAUUUCAUAUGCUUAAUCAUAAAUCUAUGUCUUCAGCUCUUACAGCAUUAGGUACAGUAGGUUGUGCUGCUGAUUACGCAUCAGGUGCAACUUCUGCUAGUGCAAUUUUUCUGCCUUGUGGUAUUGCAGCUUUGGUUCUGCUUAUAUUAACUGUUCUACUUAUAAUAUUAUAUAUAUGGUUAUAUAGAAGAAGAAAAAGAUCAUGGAAACAUGAAUGCAAGAAACAUUUAUGUAAGUAA